Astrephomene gubernaculifera is the source of this 3059-nucleotide messenger RNA. The record is from the annotation of a GenBank genome assembly. NCBI's taxonomy places the organism in Eukaryota, Viridiplantae, Chlorophyta, Chlorophyceae, Chlamydomonadales, Astrephomenaceae.
AAGAAGUCGGGCCGCUAUCUCAAGCAAGUCCUUGCAUCUAAUUUCUCGAUCUAAACUCGUUUGGGGCUGCGGUAAAUCCCACGGCCUAAGGCACUUUUUGCUUCGAAGUUGCUAGCACCGCGGGGAAACGCUACCUGAAGGCCUCAAUUAUCUACUUGAAAGAGGACCCCGCGAAGUUGUAGCUGUUCAAACUGCAAGUUCGUUUGCAGGCGUGCGCAGUCAAGGCUAAGCAGCACAGCUUCCUACAGACUUUGUUUAUCGCAACAAGUGCAAUAAUACUCUCUAGUCUGGUUUGUUAGCGCCUGCUAAAGCGCCUCCUGAGAGCACGACGCCGGGGAGGACUUCCUGGGCGACAUUGCGUAGGUGCACUACAAGCUUCACUACCUGACCACCAGUCUUCUUCAAGCCGGCCGGCCGUGCCGGCCGGCAGGCGUGCAAGUGCGGCUCCGGUCAGUCUGCACCUGUUGCGCCUGCUGUGGAGGUCUCUAGGACAGCCGCACCGACAACCAUGAGGUACCAUCGCUCCAAUUCCGGUGCUCGCCAGAGCCACGGGGGGCAACGCAGUUACCAGGCGUUGGACAGCCCCCCUCGACUCAAACACCGCUCGGGGCCCUCCAUGUCUGCUGAACGCUUCCUCCUUCUCGUGGAUCAGCUUAUGUCCAGAGCUAACCAGCUGUGGCAGCAAGAGGAGCUAGAGUUGCAACGCGGGCAUGAACUCAUGGUGAUCUGCCCCUCGCCGCCCAGUCCGCAGCACGCCCUGCAGCAACAUGAGGUGGACGAGGAGCCGAGCUCCCCACCGUCCCCCUACGCCUACGACGCCGCCUCGCUCCUGCACCCGCCCUCGCACUGCCUCCAGAGCCCCUCGUUCGGGCCCGUCGCCAACCACCUCAGCAGCCCCACCUGGAGCGCUGAGCUGCUGGCCGCGUCCUUAGGGUUGGGGCAGCAGAUCCCAGACGGUGUGGUGGAGGAGGCAGGCGCCACGGUUGGUGCGGGACCCCUCUCCAGCUACGAUGCCGGGCCGUCCACAGCGGGGUGCGGGCAGGGCAGCAAGGAGCCCCCGGGCGGCCCCGGUCAUCACCAGCCGCUUUGCCUCUCCCACCACCACCAACAGCAGCAGCAGCAACAUCCACAUCACCAGCAGCAGCAACUCAACAACAGCAGUGGUAGCUGGCAGUUGUAUGACGCAGAGGCGUACAUCACGUUGCAACCUGUGGGAGGCGCUUCUUCGCAUGGAUGCGGCGGAGGCAGCGGGCCAGCUCGGAUGCGGUUGCCGGACAAGAGUGAAGGAGGAGCCGGGACAGCAUCCGCGCGGCAUGCGCAAAACUUGGACCCCUUCUACGGCCUACUAUCGUACACGCCCGGAGCUGACGACUUCCUCGGAUCCCCGUCCUGGGGUCCUGGUGGUCUUCUAUGAGGCUGCGACCAGCCAAACACAUAACCUAUUACCCUGAGCAUUUGUUUGGGACGUAUUUCGACAGGAAGACAGACCAAUGUGUGUGACAUUAACCAUGCUGUGGGUGUUUGAAGGGUAUUGAGUGCAGGUUCAUAGUGCGGUGGCUGUCAACCCCGUGCGGCGCUUUGAUUUAAAAAGGCAAGCGUGCCCUUCGAACGUUUUGUCGCCAGUGUGCAGCGCGCAAUACAGGUAGUGUUGACCCUUGUGUGCCUUGACAGUGAUGGCGUUGAACUGAAUGAUUAGGGAGGCCCAGAGAUAGCGAGCACGGAGCCAACUCUACACAUCUUGGCAGCGUUCAAACAAUUUUGAGGCCGCAUUACGUAGUCUUCUUUACUUUUCGUGUGAUUGUAUCGCAUUUUUUUCGUGGCCGUUAGGAUGGUAGAGGAAUGAAUAGAGUAAGCAGAGUGGUUGAGUCGGGAAUGUCCGCGUCGGAAUACAUAUGAGCGUUCGUCGCGAUGUAGGAAAGGUUGUAGCUUAUUAUUGAACGCAUGUAUAUGGGUGGUUUCUGGUGUUUGCUUUCCUUUUUGGUCGGCAUUGCCUGCCAGAUGCCCAACGAGGGCAAGUGGAUCUUUUUUGGGCCGGUACGGUUCUAGUAUCCUAAUGUCUAUGGUCUUAUGCGUGAAAGCAGGAUUUCCUUGCUGCCAACAUAACAUUAAACCUGAAAAUACGCUUCCUAGGCUCACACUGAAGCCUCAAGAUUAAGCUAACCGCGUCCACUGCAACCUUGUUUAUAUCUGUGCCUUUUAUGAGAAUCUCUAAGAGUCAUGAUAUCGAAUAUGCAAAACUAUGAACCACCUUGGUGACGAGAGCGCAAGAACAGGAUGUUUACCGAUUUGCAAGGGCAUCGUAGCUGCGCGGCAGCGGGGCGCAGAUCCGCGGUGGCAGAGUCUUCGCGUUGCACUAGUUCUUCUUCUUGCCGGAUUUUAUGGGCUUUUGCAGCUGACAGCUGCUUCGGUCGUCCGCUUGCAAGCCGCCAUGUUGGCCUAUGCCCAAGGCGACUUACGGCCUCCGGCUCGCAUCGAGCGGCGGGGCAGGUGAUGACGUCAGGCGAAGCAGGCGAGGCUUACACCAGCACCACCCACACCCCGCCACCUUCAGCGGUUGCGACCCUCUCACGACCGCCCACUCGUCCCAGCAGCUCCCCACUCCAACCCUCAACGCAGCUCCCCAUAGCCACCUCCUCCUCCCUCUCCUCCUCCUCCUCCUUUAGCACCCUCACCAGCAUCCCUCCGCCUUCCUCCUCCUCCCCAAUCUCCGACUCCCCAGCUGACUCAGAUGCCGUACUCGACGCGCUAGCCGCCGCCUUCGCCCCCCUGCCCCGCCACCGCCUCCGCAUGAUCUUAGAACGCCAGCCCCUCCUCCGUCGCGCCAGCCCCACCCUCCUCGCCGACCGCAUUCUCGCCUACUCCCGCGUUACCGGCCUGCCCCCCUACCAGCUCCUCUACAUGGCGGCCCGCCGACCCGGCGUCCUGCAGCUCUCACCGCCCGCGCUGCAAGCCCGCUGCGACGGCUUCGCCCGAGCCCUCUCCCUCACCCAGGCCGACGCCCUCAAGCUGCUGCUCUCCCAGCCCGCCUUCCUGGACAUCCCAACUGACGCGCUCCGCAC